Messenger RNA from Bemisia tabaci, 4825 nucleotides. Its product is annotated as facilitated trehalose transporter Tret1. Gene Ontology annotation, biological process: transmembrane transport. Gene Ontology annotation, molecular function: transmembrane transporter activity. Gene Ontology annotation, cellular component: membrane. The record is from RefSeq and is a predicted model, not a curated record. NCBI's taxonomy places the organism in Eukaryota, Metazoa, Arthropoda, Insecta, Hemiptera, Aleyrodidae.
GUGUGAAGAUAGUAGCACUUGUAUCAUUCAAGGAAAGUGCAAGCUAUUUUCUAGUGUGCCAAUUCAAUGUGUUCAUAACAUAUGUAUAAUUGAAACAGUCAAUCCGUGUUUUUGUUUAAUCAUUGUUUUUUUUUUUUUGUUGUUUUUUUUUCGUCCCAAUCGAAGUCACGUAAACUUUUGUGCAGCCUUAUAUGCUAUGUUCCAUGCAAUUUGAUUAGGCAUCCUUGUGGUUUUUUGACCAAUCACUGACAGUUUGAUGCUUGGAAGUCUUAGUGCAUCAAUCCCUCCUGGUUGUGUGAUUUUACAGUCAUGCUGCAUUUUCCCGGCCAGUAACAAGAGCGCCCCAAGUGCUCUUUUGAAUCAAAGUCGAAGAGACUUGAACAUUAGGAUAACUUAACGUUGACUCGGUAACCUGUGACUGACUUUUGGAUCUCGUAAAACUACCCUCAGCGACUGUUACCAUGACUGAUACUGUGGUGCCAUCUAGAGGCUCUGAUGUUCAACAUGGCAAGUCAACAUCAAACCAUCAAACAAAGUCUUCAUACCGAUCCGGUUUUGCUCAGAUUUUGGUUGCACUUAUACAAAGCUGUUUGAUUUUUGAUCACGGUCUGGAGAUGGGCAUUCCAAUUCUCGUGAUCGGUGCACUUCACAGGAAUUCCUCGGAGGCCCUCAAUAUGAACGAUGAUCAGGCAUCUUGGUUUGGGAGUAUUCUUAAUAUUGUCCACCCCGUGGCUAGCCUCACCUCCGGUUUUUUCCAAGAGAAGUUAGGCCGGAAGGGAUCAAUGAUUUCUACAACGAUUCCACUUUUCGGGGCUUGGAUGACUCUGUACUUUGCCCAAUCCGUAUACGCCUUGUACGCAGUUGUCCUGAUUUUCGGACUCUGCAGAGGGCUCACCGAGGCCCCCCUCCACGCCUACACCGGGGAAAUCGGAGAACCUCUCUUAAGAGGCACCAUGUCCACCAUCUCAGUUUCAGCAGCUAUCAUAGGUGCUUCAGUCGUAUUCGCCUUGAAUUACUUCUUCAAUUGGCGAUCUGUUGCUUUGAUCUGCAGUGCGUUUCCUAUUGUAACUUUCGCACUCUUAACUCAGAUACCCGAGUCCCCGACUUGGCUGAUAUCAAAGAACCGCCUGGACGAUGCCAUGAAAUCUCUAUGUUGGUUGCGAGGUUGGGUUGAACCGAACAAAGUGGAGACAGAAUUUAAAAAUUUAGUAAACUAUGUCAGGAAUUCGACAGAACAAAAUGAAAGCAGCUCUAACGGAUCGGAUCAAACCAAGAAAGACGGAUUUUUCGCGAAAGGAACUCGCUAUUUGGCAACGAAUUACAAAAUAAUGACAAGCAGAAAGGUACUGCGUCCUCUGCGCUUGGUUUUCAUAGUAGUUGUAGUUAGUUUAACAGCGUUUCUGGCGGGUAUCAGGCCAUAUUUCAUCCGCGAGAUUCAGGAGCUAAAAUCUCCUAUCGACGCAAGAUUAAUUUUGGUAUCCUCUACAGGUUCUCUCUUCAUCGGUGCAAUAAUGAACGUGGCGUUUUUGCGUCGCUUUGGGAAGCGGAAAAUUGCGUUAUUUUCUCACGCGGUUGCAGCUUGUUGUAUCCUCGGCAUGGGUGCUUAUUCUUCUUUUCUCCGAGAUGCUGGUUCAUACGUACAACUGCGGUGGAUCCCUAUCAUCUUUUGGCUUUUACUGAAUGUAGUCUGCGGGCUUAGUAUAUCAGUCUUGCCUUGGCAGCUCAUAUGUGAGGUCUUUCCGGUGGCAGGACGUGGUCUUGCAGUUGGUAUUUCGGCCGCUUGGGCACAUGUGGUGAUGGGACUGAUGGUUAAGUUUUAUAUUUAUACCGAGGCGUGGUUGGGCUUCAGUUGGAUGAUGUAUCUACACGGCGCAGGGACGCUGAUUGGACUCACGUAUUACUUCUUCUACUUUCCUGAGACCGAGGGGAAAUCGCUGGAGCAGAUUGAGCAAUAUUUCGCGGGAAAUUACAACCGCGAGGAAAACAACUCCAUCGACAGACGGAUGAAAUAUUAGUCAAUUAACCUAACAUCGAAGAAAAUGUGGUCAUUUGAAAAUGAAACCGUCCGCAAGGAGUAAGAUCUUGAUUAAAAAAGAAUUUACUGUGAUACGGAAACAGCCAUAGAGUGCAUAGAGGUCGCAGUGAGCAUAGUGCACAGAGUCGUAAUGUAAAUGGGAGAGCUGGCGCCAUGUUCUGGUCGAAGAGUUCCGAGCCAGGUGUGCGCCGAGCGAUGGUUACUUUUUCGACACAUAUUCGAUCCAAAAUGGCGGUGUGGAAUACGUAGUAAUUCCUACAUUCUUUGUUUACAUCGGAUGGCCGGGUCCCCGUGUAUUGAAGACAAUCGAUUAUGUAUCGAAAAAGUGACCCGGUGUCCCACAGGAGUCUUGGAAUUGGAGACCUGGAAAAUGCUUAAAAGUGGCUCUUUCACUUACAUUUCGACUCUAUGUACUCUAUGGAAACAGCUCACGGUGUGAAUUUUGGUUUGGUCAAUAUCCGGGGUUUUGUCCAAUAUAACUCCCCAAAUUUCUGGCACGACCCCAGGGAACUUUGCGUGCAUAAGCGAAAAAUGAAUAUCAAUGGCCGAAGUGCGGAAGUGUGGAUUGGUGCGGUUGUUGGAUGUUAUAAAACAAUUUUGUGUGUGAGGUGACCAAAAAUUGGCAACUUUUCUUUGAGAGCUCUGUACACAUAUUCGCAAAUUUCUGCACGUAAUGUCAGAUUCGAUGUUUUUGAAUUGGCAGAUUUAAAGUAUCAUCAUUCCUGGACGAAGAACUCCUCACAGUUCGUUUGGAAGUUUCUAGUUUUGUGUUUAUACACCUUCAAAUUUUUAAAAAUUUUCGUUUGAUCACACGAGACCUUCAGGUGUCUACUUUAAUGGGAUUUAUGAUGAUGAACUACGCUUUUACUUCAUCUAUUUGCGGGUGCCGCGAAAUAGUGUCACAGCUUUUAAUAAUGUAGAGAGAAAGUCAAUAUUUAUUCUACUGUCGGCAUAUCGAAGAGUGCGGUAUUUGUUUUUGAGCUGGUGAUUGUAUUGGCGGCACAGACAAUUUGGUCACUGACCUCGUGGAAAGGUCUCCUCAAUUACGCAUAAUCUGUUCAGUUUGUAGGUAUGUAUCGUAAGGGGUAGUUUUAGAGUUUCAAACACAUUGACGAUAAAACUCUAUAACCACGUGACGUAUUAUUUUUUAAAGGAAAAACUAUUCAACGUUGUUCGUUGAAAACUUUUGUGUUUGUUUUUUUUCUCUGGUGAGGAAUUCUCCGUGAAAAUAACAAGGAAUGAUGUUGAUUCAUUUCCCAUUAAAAAUUAUGUAAGAAAGUAGAUGUUAAAAUACCUAAACCGAGAUACCGGGUUUCAGGAUUUCAUUGUUAGGAGCAUGAGGAAUUUGAACGUAUCAAAGCUCAGUCUACAAUGAUCAACAGCAAAUAUUGCAGCUGUAAAAAACGUUGUGCAGGAAUGUAUGAGAAUUAUCACUCAUUGUCAAUCUGAACCUAAGUGUAUCCUGGUUAUUUUCUUUUCGAAAGACUGUUUUCCGCAAAAAAAAAGAAAAGAAAAAACCUCUUUUCAAGUAAAGCAAAUCAAAAUGUUUCAUUGAAUAUAUGUGUGUGAUUCAUUUAGAAUGAGAGAAGAAAAUUUUCAGCAAAUUUUAAUAAAAACUGUCAGUUUUUCUAUAAAAAGAAAAGAAAGAAAAUGAAACAUAUCUGCUCAUACAAUUUCGCAAUCCGAGAUAAGCAUUUUUUUUUUUUACAAAAGCCAUCAAUAUGCAGGGUUAUGGUUCAUUUUUACUUAAUUUUCAUUCAGGAAAUAGCAGUGGUGCCAAUUUGACAGUAUUUAUCACUCAUGAGAUGGCUUGCAAAUACAAAUAUUUUCACGCAAAUAAAUGUUGAUAUGAAUGUACCAAGCCGGACCUGAUAAAAAGAAGAAAAAAGAACGGCGCGUCAAAUCGCAAAUUGAUAAUAAAAUACAAUAUAUGAAAGAGAUAAUAGUUGUUGAGGUGAACGAUUAAGCACUUAAUGAUACAGGCAUUGGAUUAAAAACUUGAAAUUGAUAACAAGGAAUACGAGCAAUGUAUUUAUCAUUAUGAUUUAUUUUUUUAUGAGGUGACGAGGGCGAUACGAAGAUAAUGCACACUGAUUCUGACAAGGGUCGAAGAGAGCAGCAUUUGCGGAUUCAGCAAAUUUGCAACACUGCUUUUCUCCAUUUAAACUUAUGGAAACGUAUAGAUUCUAAGAGGGUUCAGGUGCUCCGACAAGAAUCGAUUAUUUAACAUAGGUUUAAAUGGAGGGAAUCCGGUGUUGCCAAGUUGCUGGAUCCGCCUGUGGAGAGCGGGAGAACGCGGUAUUUUUUUCGCUCUGAUACUUGUUUUAAGCAUAAAGAAAAUUAAGGUAAUUUGGAGCACAAUAAAUUACUGUAAUCUUUUCAUAUUUUUUUAUAAGAAAAGUAAACACAUAAAAUUUAAAAGAAAAAAACCAAAGACAUUCAUAUUUUGGAAAGGCACAUUUUGAUAUAUUAUUUUUAAAAUUUCUUUAUCACUGAGGAUUGCACGCAGUCACCGGUGAAAUUUAGUCCGUUGAACAUCAAAUCCAUACCUGUAAAUUAAACGCGAACUACACGCACAAAAGAAGAAGAAGAAGAAGAAGAAGAAGAAGAAGAAGAAGAAGAAGAAGAAGAACAACUUUUCGUAUAUUAUUUCCCGUUGAAUUAAUCGAUAAAAUCUUCGAAUAAAUGGUGCCCAAUGGUCAACCGAAACAUCGAUAAGUUCUUUUGUACAUUUUUUUGUAUCACUCUUUCUUUUAUAGCGUGAUUAUACCUAAGGUAUCGACCAUCAAA